Rotaria socialis is the source of this 588-nucleotide messenger RNA. NCBI's taxonomy places the organism in Eukaryota, Metazoa, Rotifera, Eurotatoria, Philodinida, Philodinidae. The record is from the annotation of a GenBank genome assembly.
AUGUAUAAAUCUGUUAGUACACAGGUUGUUACUCAAAGAGUUGAAGGUUAUUCUAUGGUUCAACUUGCUAACGUUGGAUCUAGAAGAAUAACUGCUUUUUUUAAUACGUUUACUCCGACUGGAGCUGAAUAUUUCAACGUUAGAGAUAUUUUAUCUGGUUCACAGUCUUUUAUAAGAUAUGCUUCAUUAUUUAAAAGAUUUAGAUUAGAUUAUAUUCAGGUAUCGGCUUAUUGUGAUCAUUCUCAUUCUACUUUGAAUGGUUAUACAUUUGAUUAUGCUCUUAAUUUUUUCCCUCAAUAUUACGGAAAUACUGGUGAUACUUUAGUGUCUGAGAUAAGAUCUUCUGAUCAAACUUUAGUUGUGCAAAAUCUUAGACUUAAGUAUACUAAAAGAUGGGCACCAGUGUUAGAUGGACCUAAUGGUACUGGUUAUGGACAAUGGAUGCCAUUAAAUGGUGAGACAGCUAAUGCUAUUAUUGGACAAGUUUCUGUUGCUUCUCUUCUUCCACCGUUAUCUUCUACAACAACACAUGCUCUUGGCAUGGUUACAGUAUAUGUUGGUAUAUCUUUUGCUGAUAAGAAUUUUUAG